AUGUCUUAUCGAAUACCUAUCGGUCCAACAGCUGGCCAGCAUUUCCUCGAUCCGUGGACUCAUGGAAUUGGCAUCAUGCGUGAUGUCUGCUCGCGCUGGUCAGAGCUUGACAUCACUCAAAUUGGGUCUCUUAUUGCUAUAGCUGGCACUGUUCCUACAGCCUGGAGAUUUCUGAACACUUUGUGGCACGAAGCUUACGGAACGAUACGACGCUUCUUUCUUGCGUCUGUCACAGUCCCCGGUGGUGAUCCUCUGAAUAGAAGUGUUGUGAAGUGGAUCAUGGCGAAUCGCGAACGACAUUAUCGUUCAUUCCAUGGACGAACUGAUGUCGGACAAAAUGGUGACCGCGCAGCUGCUCUGAAAAAGACUCGACACUCGAUUCAGUACUCACCCCAUUGGAACACGAGAUGGCUUUUCUGGGGUGGAAAUUUGUUCCUUGUUACUAGACGCGUCGAUGAUUUCAGCUCCUCACUAUCGGAUCCCAGUUAUGACGGCAUUGGGGGCGAGGAAAUCACCGUGAGCUGUUUCGGCUGGUCGGCUGAGCCCAUCAAAUCGUUCAUUGAAUCUUGUCGCGAAUACUCAGACCGACAAACUCAAUUCUUCGUCAUUAUCUACGCGCGGGAUCGAUAUGGGCUGUCAUGGAAGCCCAAAGCUCGCAAGCCAAUCCGGUAUCUGGAGACUGUUCACUUUGACAAUGAAACCAAACAAGACCUUCUUGGGGAUAUUCGCAACUAUUUGGACCCCAAGACGCAGAAACGGUAUCAGAGUCGAAGUAUGCCUUAUCGACGCGGUUAUCUCUUUUACGGACCCCCAGGAACUGGAAAGUCGUCUUUGUCAGUUGCCAUAGCAGGCGAGUUCGGUUUAGAUCUUUAUGAGGUCAAGAUUCCCAGUGUUGCAACAGAUGCAGACCUUGAACAAAUGUUUCAAGAGAUUCCACCACGCUGCGUUGUGCUGCUAGAGGAUAUCGACGCCGUGUGGACAGACCGCUCCAACUCCGACAGUGGGCAAGAAAACAGCUCUGCGCCAAACUGUACUUUAUCUGGACUCUUGAACGUCCUAGAUGGAGUAGGUUCCGUGGAAGGGCGAAUUAUUAUAAUGACGACAAAUCACCCCGAGCAACUCGACAGUGCCCUUGUUAGACCAGGCCGGGUUGACAUGAAAGUGUUAUUAGGCAACAUCAGUCGCAAGUCAGCAGAAGAAAUGUUUAUUCGCAUGUUCUCUCCCGACUUGGGAUGUACAGCACAUCUGGACAUGGACGAGAUUAAAGAGUUGGCGGCCCAGUUCGCCAAGGAGGUUCCAGACGAUACGUUUACACCAUCACUAUUGCAGGGCUUCUUCCAAUUGCAUCUUGAGAGCCCUCACGAUGCGGCAUCAAGUAUAGGAGCUUGGGUCAAGAAAGAGCUUGAGAGGAGCUCUGAAAAGGAGUUCGAGGUUAUUACGGGGAAAAGAAGAGUCUAA
This is a messenger RNA of Fusarium pseudograminearum CS3096, 1458 nucleotides long. RefSeq lists its product as uncharacterized. Gene Ontology annotation, molecular function: ATP hydrolysis activity; ATP binding. The record is from RefSeq and is a predicted model, not a curated record. Lineage: Eukaryota; Fungi; Ascomycota; Sordariomycetes; Hypocreales; Nectriaceae. Bases 1 to 1458 code for a protein of 485 amino acids. Gene Ontology annotation, biological process: mitochondrial respiratory chain complex III assembly; protein insertion into mitochondrial inner membrane from matrix. Gene Ontology annotation, cellular component: mitochondrial inner membrane. The transcript has a single exon.